This is a messenger RNA of Cololabis saira (Pacific saury), 1903 nucleotides long. RefSeq names its product MISP family member 3 (gene misp3). Bases 186 to 1394 code for a protein of 402 amino acids. The record is from RefSeq and is a predicted model, not a curated record. NCBI's taxonomy places the organism in Eukaryota, Metazoa, Chordata, Actinopteri, Beloniformes, Belonidae. The transcript is spliced from 3 exons.
GGGGGGAGACAGAGGGAGAACAUGAGCAAACAGGUAGGGAGGGACAACGGCUUGUAAAGAACAGGACACCUGGGUGGCCGCAGCAGCGCAGAGGUGAGAUACUGCUGAGAUACUCAACAACAGCCCAAACAAGAGGGCUUCAGACGGACAGGUGUUGUAGUGGCGUUUCCCUCACACGAAGCAGGAUGGAGGGGGACACGGGUGAUGAUAGUCAGAGUGACAGUGGACUGUCAGCGGACUUCUCCCCAGGCAGCACAAUGGAGUCCCAAGGGACUAUCGCGACAGAGACGCCCAUUGAGAGGGAGAUCCGGCGGGCCGUAGCGCGAGAACAGAGCCUGAGGAGAGCCAGGGGACUGCCGAACCAGCCCGUCUCUCCGGAGUACGUAGAGAUCCCUCUGAGGAAAACCGUCCUCCACCAGUCCCAGGCGUCCAAGUCUCAGUGGUCUCAAGCCAAAGACAGGGAGUUCGCGGGCAAGAAGAUGCAGCACGAGAUCCGCGAGGAAACCCAAAGGGAGCAGGCGUUGGUCAAGAUCGGGAAGAUCCCUGGCUUUUACGACAAAGGGACAGUCCGCCAAAUAAAGGAGAAAAAGAAGCUCUUCGAGGCCUUUCAGACACCGUGCGAUUCCCCUAUUUUGACGCCGUCCAAGAGUAAGUCUCUCUCGUGCUCCUCUGAUAAUAUCGAUGUUUCGAGUUUGGACAACCAAGAGGACACCAGAUCUACCUUGGAGGAGUCGUAUGUGAAGAGGAGGCGCAGCUUAGAUCUGCUAAAGACCCAAAACUCCACCAAAGGUGUUACAGACUCAGCCGUCAGAGGGCCGGGUUGUCGGGUCAUCAUCCUCGAGAACAACCUCAGCGUCCCUAAAGUUAAAACAAAACCCGAAGCCGUCACCGCCGUGGACUCGGCUAGUCCUCACACUUCAUUAGGCAAGACGGGAGGACAGAACGGACUGGUGAACAGAGAGGAGGUGAAGCAGGAGGAGGCCGCAUCCAAGGAGAAUCCCUUUUUCAAGCUACGCUCCUCGACCAAUUUAGCGAAAGUCCAGCAGGAUAUCCUGGAGGCCCAAGAGAGGGAGAAGGAGCUUCACAACCAGCGGGUCAGCCUGUACCGAGGGAACGACGGUGCAAAAGAAGGAGGGGGAGGCCGAUCAAUCAGCGUGGAAGAAAAAAGUUCAACGCCAUCUCCUUCAAGAAAAACAAGUGUUCCUGACGCACCUACAUCCAGAGCGCCUCAGUCAGUUGGAAAGUUGGGUGCGUGGCCCCCGGCCCCGGCUCAGGAGGAGGACUUUGACCGGACAGAGGUUCUCCAGCUCCCCCGGACCCCCAGACAGAAAACUCCCCUGGUGCAGCGCUGGGAGUCGGGCCAAGUCAACGGAUGCAACCUGGAAGAGGACUGAAAAACCAGGGGAUUUUCACAGAAAUCUGUGUUUUUUUUUUCUUUUUUAAAGUUAGGGGCCGAAUAUAAAACAAAAGGAACUGCUUAAAGACACGGAGAAGAAGAAUGAUGAAAAAGGCCAGGGAGGAUGUCAGUCAGGAGGGCUGAGAGGAGGAAGGAUAACUGUGAAGAGGAGCGAAAGAUAGAUGAGAAGCCAAGCGACGACGUGGAAAGCCGGCGGUCGGCCCUGCUUCUGACGUCGCAGACUUUGAGAAUGCAUACAUUUAUUAAACAAGAAGAAUACUCCGCGACAGAAGAGAUAAAUGUUUAAAAUGUUAUCUUUGCUAUUUCCUUACAAUGUUAAUGUGCCAUGUCCUGAUGGCAGCGACCAAGACUCAUCUGACGACUUUGGAGGAGUUUUACUGUAACGACUUGCAGGAAAUGAUUGUUCCUGAUGAUGCUGAUGAUGCUGAUGAUGCUGAUGUUGUCACCACGCAUAACACAAGUUGUCCUUUUUGAUACUGUUCACCA